Molecule: messenger RNA, 1444 nt
Organism: Schizophyllum commune H4-8
Lineage: Eukaryota; Fungi; Basidiomycota; Agaricomycetes; Agaricales; Schizophyllaceae
Product: NAD(P)-binding protein
Exons: 6
Coding region: 381-1127 (248 amino acids)
Molecular function (GO): oxidoreductase activity
Source: RefSeq, a predicted model, not a curated record
CGAUGGCCGAGGGUGCGAGACGGAGGCUGGAGGCAGGCUUGAAGCUGAGAGCGACAAAGCAAGAGGGAAGAAGCAACCUUGUAAUGAGUAUACCUCUCUACUGGUCAGCUGGCCCGGGGAGUGACAUAAGGAUUAGUGAGGACUACCGUAUUGUAUUCUCCGAGCGCCCAAUCGGUAGCUGCGUGGACUGACUCAAGCACGGAUGCCACCCGCAUUUACCUCGCCCUCCGCCUCGCACUGCGAGCUCAACGCCUUUGCCUCGGUCAUGGGAAUACCCAGCCUGCGAGCGUAUAAAAGCGACCAAAAGACACACCGGUAGCAGUAGGUCGAGGAAUCCCGACCAACAGAGCCUGAGCCUCAUUACUCUCGCUCAAAUUACAAUGGCGCCCUCGAGCACCGUUUACUUGAUCUCUGGCGCUAACCGCGGCAUCGGCUUGGAGUUCGUGAAGCAGCUGUCCGAACGCCCAACCACUGUCGUCUUCGCCGGAGCGCGCAAUCCGAAAGCUGCGUCCGACCUCCAAGCCCUGUCCGCAAAGCAUCCCGGCCGAGUCCACGUCGUCGAGCUCAAAUCCUGCGAUGAACAGGGCAACGCGCGCGUCAUCGAACAAAUUCGUCAAAAGGCAGGCCAGCUAGACGUCGUCAUUGCGAACGCUGCCAUCUGCAAUGACGUGCAGGAGUUGUUGAACGUGCGCCCAGAGUCCAUGAGGGAGCACUUCGAUACCAACGUCGUCGGUACCCUCGUCCUCUUCCAGGCCGCCUACCCCCUCAUGAGGACCUCCCCGACCCGCAAGUUCGUCGUCAUCGGUGCGAAGGGCGGCAGCAUCACCCUGGGGCCCGACUACCGCUCCGCGCUCGGGCCGUACGCGGUCUCCAAGGCCGCGGUGCAUUAUGUGGCGAAGAAGCUGCAGUACGAGAAUGAGGAUUUCGUGAUUUUCCCGAUCUGCCCCGGGAGAGUGAGCACGGAUAUGUAUCUUUCCGCGCAAAGCAACGACGCAGAGCUGGCCAAGCAUCCAGGCGCGACGCCCGCCGAGAGCGUAGCGAGCAUGUUGCGUGUCAUCGACGGCGCGACGAGGGAAAAUGCGGGUGGAAAGUUCAUGGAUGUUUCAGGAGGCGUCAACGAAUGGUAGAAGAGCUAGAAGGAGCAAAGAAAUAUUCAUGAAUCGUGAUGUAUGGUAAAGAUGGUCAAAGGGCAGCGAACACAGUAUGCAUGGUGAUGGAAGUGAAGACGAAGCCAUUGUGUGCUCUUGUUGUCAGCAUCCGAAAUGGGGAUAUAGUUUUCCGAAUGCGGCAAUUCUUGUUCUCGUCACGAGCGCUUUCGACAUGGGCGAUUCAUGCGCGGUGAAUUCCCGAAUCCUUCGACCUUGGCACUUCACAUUACUUCUUAUUGGGAGCGUGCGAGACCUACCGAUGUCCCCCUAUUGCUGCAGCUCUGCCAGCACACAGC